UGCUCGUCCUCGGAAUCAAUGUUAGACUCUCACAUGGCUUUCCAUGAGGCUUUUGACCGCGAUACGGCCAGCGAGUGACGUAUGCGACUCUCAGCUGGAACAUGUCGCAUACCCGAGAGCCUGAAGUUGGGUAGUUUGCGGGCAGACACAAUGUCAAUCAAGGCCAUCUUCUACAGCAAGUUUGAUCCUCAGGAAGGCCCCAAGAUCCUUCACCAAGUGCCCGAGGACUCGAUUCUGACGACCUCCGAACUUGCCGCCUCCAAUGGCCCUACCUCGACCUCUUCAUCAACUCCCCUCCUGUCCUUCUCUACCAUAUCGCGCUUCUUGAUCCCUCGCCAGUCUCUGUGUGGAAACCUGAUAUCGUUGUCGCCGCCUCCUCUCACACCCAACACACCACCUACGUUGGUCCUAUCUCAUCCUAUUUGUUUGACAUCUCCACACUAUCCACGGAAUGAAUUUAUUUUCAAUUUUGCCCUGGUGUUGGGCGACCCCUCUACUACAGAUGUUACGUCUUACAAGUCCGUCGUCAAGAAAUUGGCACACUUGAUGCGCAGUCUCGAAGAGCAGUCAAGGUUUCUGAGUGAUGAUACUGCACCACCGAAUUCCGGCAAGAUAUACAGUCUGUGCGAAAUGCUGAUGGAAGAUUUGAAUAACUACUGUGAAUGUAUGAUACCCAUCGACGAAUUGAACACCCUGAACAUCAAGCUAUUUCCCACUUUGCCAAACCCUGCCAGUGUAAUGCCAUGGCACGUACCCUUGUUCACGGUGAGGAUUGAGACAAUGGUAGACGAGAACUGGGACUUGACCCUGCUCCGAAUAAUACCAUAUAUCAACGGAGUCAACAGCGUCAAAAGAAUCGCCAUGCUGGCAGACGCCGAUGUCAAACUCACCAAGAAAUGCAUCAAACAUCUAUUGUUCUACGGAUGUGUUCUACUCCUCGACAUAUUCGGCUUCAACGCAAUCUACGCGCCGACAGCUGAAUUCUCCAACAUGAUCACCAAGGAUGUUGAGAUGCAGAAAGAAUGUGCUCGAUAUGUCAACACAGCAUUUGCUCCUUCCGCACAAGAAGAAGCCAUUAUCGACAGUGCGACCGACCGAAGGACAAGCGGACUCACAUUGGCAACUUUGCAAGACGAGGACAUCUGGCCACUGACGGGCAAGGGUGAUCCAAUUGAUGGAGUGGGAAUUGUUCAGCUGUUCGCCAAUCUGAGGCAAGGUCAGACCGUACGAGAAUGGUACGCCCAGAACACCAACAUGCUCGCCAAUAUCGACAUGCGCCGAUUUAUCACCUUCGGGGUCAUAAAAGGGUUUUUGUAUCGUGUGCAUCGAUACGCCAUCAGGACGAAUAAGGCCACUGCAACACAUGGUUACCAUGCUGAGAACGGUACCGAGCAGCUCACAAAGAGCAUGUCGAGCGAACGAAACCUGACUGAGGAGUCGUCUCGGGGCAAGAAGAAGCAUUUUCGAGAUGCGUCUGGGAAGGGCGACAGUGAUCGUCAUCUUAACGCGAGGAUUAUCGAGUUUCUCGACGGGAGCCAUUGCUUUGAUGAGAUUUGCACCGAGCUCGAAAUCAGUGAAAAGGAAUUGAUCGACCGGCUGAAGAGUCGAGAUAUCGGUGAGGCAGUCAUAAUCUGCAGGUAGCAGUAAUCAUCCGUGUCGCAGUUCCCUCUGUAGAGGAUCUGCCUUGAAGAUGACCGCCGAUACAGAACUCGAGACGUUUCGACGCCGUGAAGGGGGGAAACUUUCGUUGGACCAUGCCUAAAAGGGCCUCGAAAGACGUCAUUUUAGGCGUCCUAAACUAGACAUUUCAUAUACUGUGUAUGCGAAAUUUUGACCUAAUUUGACGCGCGAGCGUCGCAGGGGAGGAUGGCCGAGUGGUUUAAGGCGGCAGAUUUAAGUCAUUAUAUUGCUUAAAAUCCUCUGCUUUCCGUAAGGAAGCGUGGGUUCGAACCCCACUCCUCUCAUUUACCGUUUUCGGUCUUCUUUUUUUCGUUUUUUUCGGUAUGGU
Exophiala viscosa is the source of this 2008-nucleotide messenger RNA. Its product is annotated as nitrogen permease regulator 2. Gene Ontology annotation, cellular component: GATOR1 complex; vacuolar membrane. The coding region runs from base 82 to 1641 and encodes 519 amino acids. Gene Ontology annotation, biological process: negative regulation of TORC1 signaling; positive regulation of autophagy. NCBI's taxonomy places the organism in Eukaryota, Fungi, Ascomycota, Eurotiomycetes, Chaetothyriales, Herpotrichiellaceae. The record is from RefSeq and is a predicted model, not a curated record. The transcript has 3 exons. Gene Ontology annotation, molecular function: GTPase activator activity.